This is a messenger RNA of Hevea brasiliensis (rubber tree), 1972 nucleotides long. Its product is annotated as GDP-L-galactose phosphorylase 1. The transcript has 5 exons. Gene Ontology annotation, biological process: glucose metabolic process. Bases 407 to 1714 code for a protein of 435 amino acids. The record is from RefSeq and is a predicted model, not a curated record. Gene Ontology annotation, molecular function: GDP-D-glucose phosphorylase activity. Lineage: Eukaryota; Viridiplantae; Streptophyta; Magnoliopsida; Malpighiales; Euphorbiaceae. Gene Ontology annotation, cellular component: cytoplasm.
UGAAAGUUCCAAAGGCACCGCCGUACUGUCGAAGAACACCAAAUAUAGGCAGGAAUUGCAGAAGGCCACAGCGAAAUAGUUGGACCUGCUGCGACCAUUGGUAUUUGGUAGCACCACAAAAGGAUCUCUUGUAUUUUACCUUUCAUCUUCCUCCAUAUUAAGAACAUUUUUCUCCUUUGCUUUCUUUAUUUGGAAUUGGUAUAGGCCACCACUAUACUAAGAUUACCAAAGAAAAAGAAAGCCGUACGGACAAGAAAAACUGUCGAAUCCCUUCCCCACACGGCGGCUGGAGCGCUUCUCCUAUCUUCGCAUCCUCUAACUCUUCCUUGCCGGUGGUGCAACAUAACCGCCUCUGUAAAUAACAGUAAUAUAGUUUAUUGAUCAAAGGUGAAAUUAUAAGACGAAGAUGCUGACCAUUAAGAAGGUUCCGACGGUCGUUUCAAAUUACCAGGAGGAGAGUUCCGAAACAAGCUUUGAAGGGUGUGGCCGAAAUUGCCUGGGAAAGUGCUGCUUACCUGGGUCGAAUGUGCCUUUAUAUUCUUUCAAAAAAGAUGGAAAGAAUUCUAUGGAAAAUGGGGGGCUGAACUCACCCAGGCAGCAGCCUCAAAUAUGUUUCCUGCACAAUCUAUUGCUGGGUCAAUGGGAGGAUCGAAUGAGUCGUGGCCUUUUCCGCUAUGAUGUAACUACUUGUGAGACAAGGAUCAUUCCUGGCCGAUGCGGCUUCAUUGCACAGCUUAACGAGGGCCGCCAUCUAAAGAAAAGACCAACUGAAUUCAGGGUUGACAGGGUACUUCAGGCCUUCGACGAGGGUAAAUUCAAUUUCACAAAAGUUGGACAAGAAGAAGUCCUUUUCAGGUUUGAACAAGGCCAUGACAACAAGAGCGAGUUCUUUCCUAGUGCACCUGUCACUGCUGAUUCCACUUCUCCCAGUAUUGUUGCUAUCAACGUAAGCCCAAUUGAGUUUGGACAUGUUCUGUUGAUACCCCGAGUUCUUGAUUGCUUGCCUCAAAGGAUUGAUCAUGAGAGCUUCUUGCUUGCUCUUCACGUGGCUAAAGAAGCAUCAGAUCCUUUCUUUAGAAUUGGUUACAACAGUUUGGGUGCUUUCGCUACCAUUAAUCAUCUUCACUUCCAAGCAUAUUAUUUGGCAUUACCAUUCCCAGUUGAGAAAGCUCCAACUAGAAGAAUAAUGACAGUGAAGGGUAUGCAAGAUCAAGGAGUGAUAGUAUCUCGUCUUUUGAAUUAUCCUGUGCAAGGUGUUGUCUUUGAAGGCGGAAAUACAAUGCAAAAUUUGUCUGAUUCUGUUGCCAGUUCUUGCAUUUACCUCCAGAACAACAAUAUACCCUUCAAUGUGCUGAUUGCUGAUUGUGGAAAUAAAAUCUUUCUCUUCCCACAAUGUUAUGCUGAGAAACAAGCCCUUGGAAAAGUAAGCCAGGAGCUUCUAGAGACUCAAGUUAAUCCAGCUGUUUGGGAGAUCAGUGGACAUAUAGUGCUCAAAAGAAGAAAGGAUUUUGAGGAUGCUUCAGAAACAUCUGCGUGGCGACUUCUUGCUGAGGUUUCUCUAUCUGAAGAGAGUUUUCGACAGGUGAAGUCUUAUAUCUUGGAAGCAGCAGGUUUUCAGGAGAAGAGUAACACAGGCGAGGAGGAUUCUAUCUACGACCAACUUUCUCCCAAACCUAUUUCACAUUUACCUAAGAAUUGUGUGGUUAUUCAUUGACAUACUACAUAUGUAAGAUUUUUUUAUGUUGAAACUUGGCAUUUUUCUGCAAUAUCCAAUUCCAGUUUUGGAUGUUCUUCUGAUCCUGUACAUGGUCGGAGUUUGAUGUUACCAGAAGCACCAGGAGAAACUUCUCUGUUAGCAGGUUUAUGUUUUUUUCUCAAAUGUUAGCAGGUUUAUGUGUCAUAGCUAGAAUUGUAUAUUGUCGGUGUCUUUGGUAAUGACAGAUUCAUUAAGGGGGUUCGUUAUAAAGUUUCU